GAGGUCUGUCCCCGGUAACCGUUAUACACACACGGCGAACCUACACCGCCUCUGCUGCCUCUCCCGUUACAGCUCAGCGAUCGAGUUACGCGGCCGGGGAAAAUGUUGCAGUAGCGAAGGGAGAGAGAGAGAAACGGAGAGAGACUGCAGUAUCGCUGUAGACCGGCGGCAGCAGCAGUCCCAGGCAGUGCAGGUGAGAGGAUUAAAAAAAAAAAGCCAGAGGAGGAGGAGGAGGGGGAGGCGCGUGUGGAGGAGAGAGAGAGAGACAGAGAGUGAGAAUGCGGGACUCUUGGAAAAAGACGCAUCCACACUCGGUCCAUCACCGAGACAUCCAUCCCGAACCCAGGCUGAACAGGAUUACGUUAAAUUGAUGCUGAUGUGGAGCUCUACCUUAUAGCCCAUAAAGAGAGGAUCUUCUGUUUCUGUUUUUUGUUUUAUUUGAAAAUAAAUAUUAUGAGAAACUCGCUCUGAAAAGCACUCGUGCCUCCUCACAACUUGCGUGAAGGAAUCCGGUGGCUUGGCACGUUGCUCCACUGCGGGGAAAAAAAAGCAAAACGCAGCUGGAUCUGAAGGUAAGAAAAGAUCCGGUAACAGCAUCCCAAAGACUUUUUUUUUUAAAAGUGCUGUUUAUUCCUCUCUGGGGAUGUGAGUUAAUUUUCCUCUGCGUCCGGACAGCAGAGCAGUUUUUUUUUCCUUUUGUGUAGUGAUGCUGCAUUGCAGUUUCUAACUGUAGAAAACGCGAGAAAAGCCGCUGUCCCAAAUGUGACUGGAAAAAAAAACCCCAAACAACACACAACUUAUGAAUGGCAUAAUAAACUGACAACAUAUGAAACGGGAUAGUUCUCCAGUUCACGAUAAAGAAAGUGAGGAAGAGUGAAACGGAUUAAUCAGAGGCUGAUGAAUUAGUGUUUUCUUUUUUCGCAGCGGGAUGGAUUUUUUGGCAAAUCGGUGGCAUGAGCAGCGCAGCACUGGAGCGGGAUCAUUAUUGUAGAAGUUGAAAUUCAGUGAUCAUUGGAAUGAACUACUGAGAGUGCAGAAGCUUUUUCCCCGGAUCUCAGGCGGCAGUCCGCAGAGAGCGAUAGGGAGAAGAAAGGAUAAAUCAAACACCCACGCUGUGAGAUACAUUAGACCACAAAACACCAAUAAAGAAGAGACAAACCGCACCUCAGAGGCAAACAGAGCGGGAAGGACAGACGAGAAGGAGCCAUGCAGAGGCUUGGUGCAGUGCACUCCUCCGCAGCGCAGGCUCUCAGCCUCGUGGUCUUAGCGCUGCAGCUGCUGACUCAGCUACCGAGUGCCGACUCAGCUCUCCGGUACCGGGUAGCGGAGGAGGGUCCACCUGACGUCAAGAUUGGCAACGUGGCCAUCGACCUAGGCCUCACGGCGAGUUCAGGCAAUGGGGAUGUCACCUUCGCCCUGGAGAGCGGCUCAGAGUACUUCAAGAUUGACAAUGUGACAGGUGAGCUGACAACAGGCACACGGCGCAUCGACAGAGAGAAGCUCCCACAGUGCCAGAUGAUAUUUGAUGAAAACGAGUGUUUCUUGGACUUUGAGGUAUCAGUGAUAGGACCACUGCAGAGCUGGGUAGACCUGUUUGAAGGCCGCGUAGUCAUAACAGACAUCAAUGACAACACACCAUCCUUCCCUUCACCUGUGCUCCAGCUCUCAGUUGAGGAAAAUCGUCCAAUAGGGACCCUUUACUUGCUGCCCACAGCAACAGACAGGGAUUUUGGGCGAAAUGGUAUUGACCGUUAUGAGUUAAUCCAGGAUGGUGGAGCUGGUUCAAGUUCCACAAGACGCACAACUGGUGGAAAUCCCACAACUAGAGUAGAUGGACUAGGGGACCGAAGGGGUAGAAGUGGAGACAAUGGAGGGGGAGUCAGGAGCAGUGUGUUUGAAUUACAAGUUGCAGACAUACCAGAUGGUGAAAAACAACCACAGCUUAUUGUGAAAGGAACAUUGGAUCGUGAGCAAAAAGACUCAUAUGAGCUAGUCCUUAGGGUUCGAGACGGAGGGAACCCACCUCGGUCCUCCCAGGCCCUGCUUCGUGUUUCCAUAACCGAUGUGAAUGACAACAGCCCACAGUUUGAGAGGUCCACGUAUGAGGCAGAAAUGGCAGAAAAUGCUCCUCCAGGUACACCUGUUCUCCAGGUCAGAGCUUCAGACCGCGACAUUGGUGUCAAUGGGCAGGUGGAGUAUGUUUUUGGAGUUGCCACUGAAUCUGUCAGGCGUCUCCUGCGGCUGGAUGAGGCAACUGGAUGGCUGAGUGUUCUCCACAGGAUCGACAGGGAAGAGGUGGCUCAACUGAGGUUCACAGUAAUGGCCAAGGACAGGGGUCAGCCUCCCCGCACUGACCGAACCACUGUGGUUUUGGCUGUCCGGGAUGAAAAUGAUAAUGUCCCAGUAGUAGAGAUUCGAAAGAUUGGACGGAUCCCUGUUCGAGAUGGUGCAGCGUUAGUACCAGAGAACGUUCUGGUGGACACACCAGUCGCCCUGGUACAGGUGUCAGACCGAGACCAGGGAGAGAAUGGGGCUGUGACAUGCACAGUGGUGGGUGAUGUCCCAUUCACACUGAAGCCAGCUGGUGAAACACUGCUCCCACCCCUACCUGCAGAUGAAGCCUUUGACAGGAACAAGAAGAAAUACUUCUUACACACUUCUGCCCUGCUGGACUAUGAGGCCACCAAAGAUUACAGUGUUACCAUUGUGGCAGUAGAUUCUGGAAGCCCCAGUCUGUCCAGUAACAGCUCACUGAUGGUGCGAGUGGUAGAUAUUAAUGAUCAUGCUCCAACCUUUGCCCAGAGUGUUGUGGAGGUUCACUUUGCUGAGAACAACUCACCCGGUGAAAGGGUAGUCACUGUGGUGGCCACAGAUGCAGACAGUGGCAAGAAUGCAGAGAUUGCAUACUCCUUGGACCCUGCUGCUAAUGGGCCAUUUUAUAUCGACGCAGAUAAUGGCGAUAUCCGUGCCAAUGGGGUUCUGGACCGUGAACAGCGAGAGAGGUAUGAACUCAGAGUUAUCGCCAAGGACAAGGGCACCCCCUCUCUGCAAGGCUCCGCCACCGUUGUUGUUCAGGUGACCGACCGCAAUGACAAUGCACCAAAGUUUGUUCAGGAAAUCUUUACAUUCUACGUCAAAGAGAACCUGCUUGCCAACAGCCCAGUUGGCAUGGUCACUGUGACUGAUGCUGACGAGGGUGAGAAUGCAGAACUUAGUUUGUUUGUAGAUAUGGAUGGAGUUGAUGAGAAGAAGGCAGGAGAGCAGACUGUGGGAGAAGACGGAGAGAAAGAGCAAGAUGAAGAGGUGUUUUCCAUUGAGAACAACACAGGGACUAUUUUCUCUUCUGCAUCGUUUGACCGUGAAAAGCUUUCCACUUACACUUUCCGUGUACGAGCUGUGGACGGAGGGGAGCCUCGCAAAACUGCCACUGCCACUGUCUCGCUCUUUGUGACAGAUGAAAAUGACAAUGCCCCAUCAAUCACUUCUCCAGCCAAUGAGUCCUACACCCUUCUUCCACCCGCCAGCAGCGCCCGCACCAUAGUCAGGACUGUAACGGCGAUAGAUUCAGACACAGGCCCAAAUGCAGACCUUCGCUAUGCUCUAGUGGGAGGAAAUCCCUUCAGACUGUUUGAAAUUGGCCACACCAAUGGAGUGAUCACCCUGGCAGAACCCCUGGAGCGCCGCCACAGAGGUUUGCAUCGCCUGGUGGUCCGGGUCAAUGACAGUGGAGUGCCCUCUCUCUGUGCCACUGCCUUGGUUCAUGUCUUCAUCAAUGAAAGCUUGGCCAAUGCCACCCUAGUGGAUGCACAGGUGGCCCGAAGCCUGAUGGCUCCACUCUCACUGGACAUCGCAGGGGACCCAGACAGUGAGCGUGCUUUAGGGAAACAGCGCCUAAGUGUAGCCAUUGGUGUCCUGGCGGGAGCCGCAGCGGUCAUCCUGGUGAUUCUCCUUGUAGUCACAGCUCGGCAAUGUGGUGCUCAGGGCAAGAAUGGCUAUGAGGCUGGUAAAAAGGAACCAGAGGAAGACUUCUUCAGUCCUUCAGGGGCUCAACCACAGGCCGGCCGUGGCGGGGGAUCAGACCGUGGACGCAAACCUCGACGAGACAGACGUAAUGGAAGCGGUGGAAGUGCAGCUACAGGAGGAGGGAAGUCAGACAGAUCCCUCUACAGCGGUAUUGUCACAGUCAAUGGACUGCGCCGUCAUGCCAAUGACGAUGAUGAAGAGGAUUUGAGUAGUGCUAGCGAGCGCCUGGCAGCCCGCUACUGUGCUAUGGACAGUGACCCCGGCAGCCCCCGGCUGAGCGGAGGCAGGAGGCACCAGUCAAGCCCAGAUCUGGCCAGGCACUACAAAUCCAGCUCACCUCUCCCUGCCGUGAACCUACAGCCCCACUCCCCCCCUGCUGAAGGAAAGAAGCACCAGGCGGUCCAGGAGCUGCCUCCCUCCAACACCUUUGUCGGCAGUGGAGUUUGUGUGGGGAGUGCCGGCUCCAGCAGCAGCAGUAGUGGGGGCAGUGGCAAUGCAGAUGCCAUGUCCCUGGGAUCUGACCAGUGCUCAGAGUAUGGCUGCCAGACUGGGAACAAGUACAGCAAACAGGGAACCCUUCGCCGAGUGACCUUCUCAGUAGUCAGUCAGCCACAGGAUGGCGGUUGCUACGACAGUGGCCUGGAGGACUCGGAGACACCAAGCAGCAAGAGUUCAUCGGGGCCACGACUGGGAUCCCUGCCGCUGCCUGAGGAAGGCUAUGAGCGAACCACACCAGAGGGCAGUGUGGGGGAGGAAGAGCAUGUGGAGAAUGAUGCCAGACAGCUGCCAGAUGUAGCUUUGACAGGAAAGUGUACCAGGGAAUGUGAUGAGUUUGGCCACUCUGACACUUGUUGGAUGCCUGUCCGCUCUUCGCCUCGUCAACGUCAGCGCCACGGCAGCGACCCCCCACGGCUCUCCACCUUCGCCCCAGGAGACGAUAACAACAAUCUCCGUGGCAACAACCAUGAGAGUGAUAGUGAGAGUGCUGGCAGCGCAGGGAGCUCAGAACCUGGGGUGGUCGUCAGUGGAGAAGGUCAGAGAUUACCCUUAGUCAACGGGGAUCCACUCGGCACCCUUGGUAGAGGAGAUCGCAACAGAAACAUGGGUGAUCACAAUCGUAACCUUCUGAAUCGCAAGAUGACAUCAGCAUCCUAUGACACAUUUAGCAGUGCAGGCUUUGGGAGGCGCCAGCAAGAGGAGGAAGGAAGAGAAGGCCAGAACCCACCUGAGGUCAUACCACUGACGCGGACAGGAGGGGACUACAAGACCACAUCCUGCCUCACAUUGUCACGCCGUGAGGUCUACCUGUGACAACCUUGCAAUGGAGCAAUCAUCACCACACCAUUCCCUUUCCUAAUAAAAGAGGGAGGGUUAAAACUUUACUGGCAAAUCAUCAGCUUGGAGGGCCUUUUAAACUUGCGAAGAUGUGAAAAUGUCAAGAAAUAUGUUUCCCAAAAGCCGAAUUUCCCAAAUUUAAAUGUUUGGAAUCUGAUUAAUAUUUAUAGGCUCUUAAACUUAAGAAAGUGAUGGAUCAACUCUUGGAAAGCUCUGACCACAUGUACUUUCCUAAAAAUGUUUUUUAACAACUAGUGAAAUUGCCUACAGGCAAAGAUCUUAUUAUGUCCAUGUGGAGGAGGACAACUUCAUUUCCUCUUCUUUUUACCUGAAUUCAAUGCAUGCCUGACUCUCUGCUACAGAGGGAUGCGUGUGAGGAAGAGAAAGACUGAGACUGAGCAAAUCCUGAUGCCGUAAAGGCUUCAGUGCAUAAAAACUUUCACUGAGGCUACAGCAGGUCAGAUUUGGACUCAACUGGUGAGCCAGAGGUCUUAACCAGUAACGGGUGUUGGAGUUUGGAUAUAAUUCAAACCAAUCAAAUUUUUUAAUGCCUAAUCAACUCUAUCAUAACAUAAUAUGGGAAUAUUAAUAUUCCAACUGCUAAUCCAGUGAGAAUCUCAAGUCAUAAACUGUGUACAGUUACAUGAUAGAAAAAAAUGUGAUCUAAAAAAAAUCAGGUAAUGUUCUUUAAAAACUUAAAUGAUUAAGAGCAAACUGCAACAAGAGAAAAGAGUCAUUUUUUUAGGGUAAUCAAAUGUAACCAUUCAGAAUACAAGGUUCUCAUAGUGUCAGUAGUGCCCCAUUAUUGCGGUGUGUAUGAAAAUGUGUUUAUUAUUUUGCUUUCACACCUGUAUGUAUAUAUUGUAUGUGUGUAUUUGAUAAAACAGCAGUGUUACCUCUCUGCUGCUGUUCACCAUUUCAGAGUAGAGUGAGGUGCUGCUACACACCUACUGUAUCCUAACAGUGUUCAUGUACCACAAAAUUGUCACACACACACACACACACACACACACACACACAUUCUGUAUACACAUGCACGCUUGUAAGCACUCGCACACAUAGACCUUGGCAUGUAAACACAAACUCAUACAGUGCAUUUACCGAAUGUGAACAUGCUUAGAGCCACAGUUUAUGACAUGAUUCAGUGGCCGUGUAACAUGAAGUAUAUAAUAACUUGCAUUAACUUUCAUACAGAAAACAUUAAGAACACACACAAAAAUACAUGCUGUAGAGCAUACUAACACGUUAGUAGAAACUCACAUCCAUAUUAAGAGGUGCGCAAUGCGCAAUUCAUAUGCACUGUGUGUAUGUGCUCUGAGUCAUAAUUUUUCAACAUACUGCCUUUCAUUAAACUACCUGUAACAUUUUGCCUGCUCCCCUGCAGCCAGUAUUUAAACAUGACGCAUAUUUAAAUAAUUACUCAUCUCUCUGACUGAUGUGUGGGGCUACAUUAAAGGGAGUUCAAUGACAUCUACUGUAUGUAAUGUUAGGCAAUGUGGGAAUAUCAGAUAUUCUGCAUACUGUAAGUAGGACUCAUAGAAAAACCAAAUUUCUGUAAUUGCUGUAAGAAAAAAGGAAAAGAAAAAAGACUGCAUGAAAGAAAGCUAAUGCUAACUUUUUUUCUCUCUUUCUUAAAUGACACGCCUUUUUGGACACCACGCCUACUUGGACACAUCUAAAUGCGUGCACUUAUGGGGAAAUGGAGAUAAUGAUGGCAGCAAGGGAGUUAGCAUCAGUGAUUUAAACUGUUCCUUCUUUAUUGUGGGAUGAGUUCGGGCUAACCUUGGCCUUUUCUGUCAGUUUCAAUAGCCCGGAGUUGGCACAAAGCUUGCCACAGGCUGUAACAACAAAGAACACAAUGUCUUGAGAGCGCAGAGUUCCGCUGUAACCCUUUUGCACCACACAGUGCUGACCUUAACACACCCAUAUCGCUGUGCUGAACUGCUCAGAUAACCGAUUCCUUCACAUUUGUCCUUCCCAGCAGCUACUGCACGACUCCAGACACACACUGCCUCAUUGGGCUGAAGAGUGGGUGUGGAUCGAGGCCAGCACAUCUUAAUUCCCAUCAUCAGUGUGUGGUUCAGUGGUGUGAUAAGGAUAAUAGGGUUAGGUCGUCCCUGUGGUCUUAAUGAGUUUCCUUUCUCCUCUCUUCUCCUUCCUUGAUCUGCACUGAUCUCAUUAAUGUCUGGAUAGGCAAAUGUAACUCUGCUGGAAAUUGCUGGUAAGUGUGUCUCUUCAUUUUUACUGGUUGUUUUGGAGCAGAUGAGGCUAAAGAGACAUGCUUGUUAAGGAUGUACUGCAUUUAGUCAGGAAAUAGAUCCUUGGAGUUGGAAACCCAAGCAACUCUCAGGUAAGAUGUGUGACCAUGUUUAUCCUGUUAACAAACUACUUAUGGUUUUGGCCACAAACCCCCACACUGUUGUUGCUUGACUGUCCCCUCACUGAAAAGAAAACUUGUGUGGAAGCAGUACAGUAAGUACCACGGUUCCUCCUUAGAUUUUUCAGUAGUUAUCUGGCUGAGAAAGCGUGUGCUUUAUGUGUGUGAUUGCAGCUUAUAUACCUUCAACUUUGCAACCCUUUAUCAUGUUCUAGGCCACUGAUGUACUUCUUCCCUAAGCCUUCAUUACCCCCAUAUCCCCAGCAUGGCUGUUUACUGAGCUCUGUCAUUGAUGGACUGUGCUGAGGAUGUAACAAAACUCAAGGCCUGACAUGAAAUGACUGUUCAUGGAGAGUUCACGAUGAAAGAGGAUUGAUUAAAACAAUCAAAAACAUCCUGCAGGGUACAUACACUGAGACAGAUUGACGUAUGCUCAUUCUCUGGGAUAAAUGUGUCCCAAUCCCUUGGAUGACAGAAAGGUGUUGAAGAAUUAACGUCUAACUCGUUGCGAGUUUUGGAAAGAGACUCUUGACACAGCCCUGCCUCAUCAAAGUGGCAGAUAUUUAUACAAACUGCAGUUUUAUGGCAGUUCCAUUAUGGCACCUUUCAAACCCACUGAUCCAGAUUUAAUCGAACUUGCUGUACAUGAAUCUGUGUGGAUGUGUAACUUUUUUUAUACUGCACGUUUAAACAUGAAUAUGUCGACAGCAAAACAGAGAGGGGAGACAGACAAACAAGAGCGUAACAUCUGAGACCUAUCACCCACUAAUCAAGACAUUUUGUAAAACAGACACUUCAACGGACAUCAUGUACCUGUCAUCCCCCUCGUGCUGUAUUCCUUAUAGCCAUGUACAAAUAAAACUACACUGUAGAACAGACAACUGGAAUUCAUAGCAGACAAUGGCAUGCUUAAGGUCUUCAAAUCUGCACUUGAGAAAAAAUGAGAAAAAAAAAACUUUUUAUUUUUCUCAUCUUUGUUUUUUCUUACGGGGCUGAUUGUGUUUUUUUGCUGCUCCCUUCCUGUAAUUACAUAAUAAACUAAUUGCAUUUGCUAUGAUGAGGAAGAAGCGGACCUGUCGACAAAUGGUUUGGUAUGAAAAUGAAUCAUGUAAAAGUUUGUCAUUAAA
Molecule: messenger RNA, 8862 nt
Organism: Monopterus albus (swamp eel)
Lineage: Eukaryota; Metazoa; Chordata; Actinopteri; Synbranchiformes; Synbranchidae
Gene: pcdh7a
Product: protocadherin 7a
Exons: 5
Coding region: 1207-5334 (1375 amino acids)
Biological process (GO): homophilic cell-cell adhesion
Cellular component (GO): plasma membrane
Molecular function (GO): calcium ion binding
Source: RefSeq, a predicted model, not a curated record